AUGUCAUCAAAACACAAAUACGCGCUGCUCGAGUCCGCAGCGGCAGUUCACCCUCACGAGGUCAACGCUCACUGGUGGCGCCGGCUUCGUUUAACAGCCUACCUCAUUGUACCCAUCAUCACUAGCAUUGGAAGCUUUCUGCUUGGUGUUCAUAUCUCAGAGUCCCGAUCAGUAUGCACUGAAGGGGCUGCUUGCUGGUCUGCUGAGCUGGCGGCGAUGGAAAGGCGGCCUGUACAAUUUUCUGGCGCCUUUAAUUUCACGAAUCGAUAUCGCGCGCCACCCAGCGAUGUACUAGAUGAGGAAUGGAAUCGAUUUACGCACCAUGCGUUAAUCGACGGCACCGCUUCGUUAAUAGCAGUCACCGCGAAUGAUAUUAUGAAAGCGAAUCUAACUGCGGACAGCAGACUCUUCGACAGCACAGUAGAGUACGGGCAGGUGAACGGCGGUGGCCAUAUGGCAACGUUGGAGAUGUUCCACCAGCUGCACUGUUUGAAUAUGCUGCGAAAGGCCGUUCAUAGUGAUUACUAUGAGAAGAUAGGUCAAGCGGGCUCUCGCUCAGACAAAAUGGCCACGCAUCUUGACCACUGCAUCGAAAUCUUGCGCCAGGUCAUCACCUGCUAUGGCGACACUGGUUUAAUUACCUACCACUGGGUACAGGGAAAUCCAGUACCUUAUCCAGACUUUAGCACAUGGCACCAGUGUCGGGAUCCUGAAGAGAUGCUGGCCUGGGCAAAGGAGCGCGAGGCCCCAAUCCAGGUCAAAGUUGAUAAAGCAUUCUUUCCGAACGUCUUCGAGCUGGAGGAAGCCCCAUAG
Akanthomyces muscarius is the source of this 813-nucleotide messenger RNA. RefSeq lists its product as uncharacterized. Gene Ontology annotation, biological process: mycotoxin biosynthetic process. Lineage: Eukaryota; Fungi; Ascomycota; Sordariomycetes; Hypocreales; Cordycipitaceae. The record is from RefSeq and is a predicted model, not a curated record. The transcript has 5 exons. The coding region runs from base 1 to 813 and encodes 270 amino acids.